Molecule: messenger RNA, 2304 nt
Organism: Arabidopsis lyrata subsp. lyrata
Lineage: Eukaryota; Viridiplantae; Streptophyta; Magnoliopsida; Brassicales; Brassicaceae
Product: homeobox protein ATH1
Exons: 6
Coding region: 756-2174 (472 amino acids)
Biological process (GO): regulation of transcription by RNA polymerase II
Molecular function (GO): DNA-binding transcription factor activity, RNA polymerase II-specific; RNA polymerase II cis-regulatory region sequence-specific DNA binding
Source: RefSeq, a predicted model, not a curated record
UAGACACAUACAUAUAUAUAGAGACAUGUAAAUAGUAAAAUGUAGGGUCCCUUCCCUAAUUUAAAGCCUGCAACAGAAAUGAGUGCACUUCUCUGUAGUAAACAGUAACACAUCGGUCUUCUUCAUGUCUUUGGAUUUCUUUUUCGGAUUUGGAUUCUGUUUCAACCAUAUAUUUCUUUAGAUAAAUACUAGAUGACAUUCUUCAUCUCUUUCUCUGUGAACAACAUUUUAAAUAAAUGGAAUUUCAAGAAAGAAAUUAUAUAAGAUUUUCUUGAUUCUGAUUUAUCUUUUUCAAUAUAAUUUUUUUGGUCGGAAGAUCUUAAAGAUAUGAAAAUGGAUUCGUGUCAUAAACAGAGGGAGCUCCGUACCUGAUUCGGCCCUCCUUCUUUUCAACUUCUUCUUUCUUGAAUUUUUUAAAAUAUUUUCCCCUCAAAAAUAAAAAGUUUUGGUUUGAUCAUUUAGUUAUAAAAUGUUGCUAUUUGUUGAUCUAGAACUCUGAAUCUUUUGGUGAGGCAGAUGAUGAAGAUUCUGGGUUUCUUCAUGAAAUUGUAAUAAAAGAACAUAGAGAAGCUGCGGAAUGAAAGUACACUGUUCUUUCACGGAGAAAGAAGAGAAAUAAGCAUUUUCUUCUUCUUCAGUUUUUAACACACAUUUUGGAAAUUUUGGUGUAAAAAUUCUCUUUGGAACGUUUUGUUGUCUGAAAUCUUCCCAAAGGUUCUAUCAGUAGAAGAAGGAUAAAGGUUCUUAGAAACCCAAUGGACAACAACAACACUUUUAGUUCUCUGGAUAAUGCCAUGACUAACCAAAAUCCUCUUCUCAUGGAUUUUAUUCCUUCAAGAGAAGAUUCAACUUCAUUCUCAACAAUGCUUCCAUGGAACUCCAUCAGAUCAGAUCCUCUACAAAUGGGUGGCUUUGAUAUCUUCAAUUCUAUGCUGACUAACAAAUACUUAUCAUCUUCUUCACGGUCUAUCGAUGUUCAAGAUAACCGCAAUGUCGAAAGCUUUGAGUUCAUGGCUCCUCCUCCUCCUCCUCCACUUCAUCCUUUGGAUCAUUUAAGGCCCUAUGAUGAUUCCUCAAACAACAUGUGGGGUUUUGAGGCAAAUAGUGUGUUUCAGACAUAUUCAGGUGUUGUUGGUCCAAGUGAACCAAUAAUGUCUACAUUCGGGGAAGAAGAUUUUCCGUUCCUGAUUUCGAAUAGAAGAAACAACGAGCUUUCAUUGAGUCUUGCCACAGAUGUUUCUGAUGAAUGCUCGGAGAUAAGUAUUUGUGCUGCUACUAGAUUAGCCUCAGAGCAAGCUUCUUGCAGCAGCAAAGACAUUUCUAAUAAUGUUGUCACUCAAGGUUUCUCUCAACUUAUAUUUGGCUCAAAGUACCUUCACUCUGUUCAAGAAAUACUAUCUCAUUUCGCCGCAUACUCGCUCGAUUAUUCAUCUCGAGGAACCGAGCCAGGGGCUGCUAGUUCGGCCUUUACUUCACGUUUUGAGAAUAUUACCGAGUUUCUUGAUAGCGAUUCUAAUAACUCGGAGGCGGUUUUCGGAUCUACAUUUCAAAGAAGAGCAUUAGAAGCAAAGAAAACCCAUCUCCUGGAUCUUCUACAAAUGGUGGAUGAUCGAUAUAGUCAUUGCGUAGAUGAGAUUCAUACGGUUGUAUCAGCAUUCCACGCUGCAACCGAGUUAGAUCCGCAGUUACACACCCGGUUUGCCCUCCAAACCAUCUCUUUCUUAUACAAGAACCUGAGAGAGAGAAUCUGCAAGAAGAUAAUCUCUAUGGGAUCUGUAUUGGAGAGAGGCAAAGAAAAGUCUCAAGAAAACUCUAUGUUCCACCAGCAUUGCCUUCUUCAGCAGCUGAAACGAAAGAACCAUCAGAUUUGGAGACCGCAACGAGGUUUGCCUGAGAAGUCUGUAUCGGUUCUACGGACUUGGAUGUUCCAAAACUUCCUUCACCCUUACCCGAAAGAUUCGGAGAAACAUCUUCUAGCUAUACGAAGUGGCUUGACAAGAAGUCAGGUAUCAAACUGGUUUAUAAAUGCGCGGGUUAGGCUAUGGAAGCCGAUGAUAGAAGAGAUGUAUGCGGAAAUGAACAAGAGGAAGCUAAACAAUAGUCACCUUCAACCCAACGGAGCAACUCUUCGAAUGCCAAAAUCUGUUAUGAUGAGCCAAGCAAUGCAAAAAUAAGACAACAAUUGUGUUACCAACUUGUGAUAAUUAGGCAAUUGCUACUAUAUUAUUGCCCAAAACCUAAAGCAUGUACGACUAUCAUUACGUAUGUUAUAAUUGUAUAUACAACUUCUUGUCUUGACUACUU